AGUACAAAUCACUUGCCCUUCCACCUCUAACAAUAGUCUCACUUUAUCCGCAACUCUUGACGAAAUCAAAAGAACGAGACUCAUCAAACAUCCAUGGCUUCACAAUCACCAACUGCGACAGCUAGUUCCUCGCAAUCUGCGCUUACCCUUCUAUCAUCUUCCAUCCUCUACUUCGCCCUCAUCUUCACAUCUGGCCUAGCCCUCGGAUGUAUUCGCGUUCCAUUUCUCCAACCCAUCCUUGGAGACCGCAAAGCGCAGUUGCUCGAGAUGCCCGUCAUGCUAGUCGCCAUAGCCAAGUCGGCUCAACUUAUCGUCCGACGACUCCACCCUCAGACCUCGACCUCUCACCUCGCCGCUAUUGGCUUUGUAGCCUUGGUGUUGAUGCUGGUAGCCGAGAUCGCUGGGACGGUAUUUUUUAUGGGGAAAGAGUGGAAAGGAUGGUGGAAUUGGGUUCAAGAUAGGGAUGCGGUCGCUGGGCCAGUUUAUUUCACUCUUUUGGCUGUCUUUGCGGCGAUGCCGGUUUGGGUUGAUCCUUGAUUCGUUCCUACCACUGUUUUCAAUCUCUCUUGCUAUACGUUCUUUCCAGCAUCAAAAACUAGGUCGCCUCCCGCCGGUCCUUCCUU
Molecule: messenger RNA, 623 nt
Organism: Lindgomyces ingoldianus
Lineage: Eukaryota; Fungi; Ascomycota; Dothideomycetes; Pleosporales; Lindgomycetaceae
Exons: 1
Coding region: 94-537 (147 amino acids)
Source: RefSeq, a predicted model, not a curated record